CCUGAACUCAGUUCUGAAGACAGUUCUGGCGAAUAUUCCUUAAAGGGAGUGAUGAUGGCAUACGGGUUUCCGGUUGAAGACCCCAGCUCCGGUUCCGCCGAAGGAUACAUUGGAGAUGAUAAUCAGUUCUAUGGUGUUCUACAUUUGGGGCUUGCUGGUCACCCUACCAGCCAAGCUCCUUUUGGAAAUCUCGGAACGAUCGCAAACUUGUCGAAGCGACUUCUCAUUUUCGAGGAAAUUUGCCUUUUGGUCGGCCAUUCUUGUACAUUUCAGGAUUACAUGACAAACCGUUUCGUCUUCGACAUUGACUGUCUAACGACCUGAGUGACAGCCGUCAGCUGAACGUCCUGCUCGUCUCGUCCCUUAUUUUCAUGAAAAAAAAACAUUCCACGCAUAAUGGAAUAGUCAAAUUACCUUUUCUAGCUAACAGAACGCUGCAUGCUGACCCAUACGGAAUUGACGAUGUCAAGAAAGUGUUUGGCCUGUUCGAUAACGACGACAUACAAGCACCAUCCACACCUCCACGUCAAUGGGCACCCUUUAGUUUUCCGCAUUUCUCGUACAAUUACGAGUAUUCGCCGUUCACCCCUGGCAUACCAACAUCGAGGAUUUGUGAUCUCUUACUUUUGGCUGACAAGGAGUUUUAUGACAAGGAAGGCAACUCCAGUCCGAAUCAGGUGGUAAGGAGAAUGAUGCACGCUGUAGCGCAUGCCGAUAUUAUAUUCAGAAAUGCAGACUUCGAUAAGCAUAACGUGCCAGCUAAUAUUGGUUUCUCAGUGAAGUACAUCCUGGUACUGACGUCGAAUGAGACCAACACGCGGGUGUUUGGAGACCUCGGAAGAGAAAACUCGGUGGACGGUCGGAGCUACCUGAUGAAGUUUUCGAGACUCCGCCGUCUUUCUGAGGUGUGUCUUGGUGUGGCGUUCUCCGGACAUGCCUUCCAUAACCGCACUUUAGGGCUAAGUUUUACAUCUCUGGACAAAAUGGGCGGUGUUUGCGAUGGACGUGCUAACGGUCAUUCGUACAACACGCUGGCUCUAGCACACGCUACUGCUGAGGGAAACGAACGUGUACCGGAGAGAGUUGCUGCACUGACACUGGCACAUGAAAUAGGUCACAGUUUUGGCGCGCAUCAUGAUGACGGUUCUCCAAAUCCUGAAUGUCGCGGCUUUCUGAUGGGCUCCCAGUCCUCCACCUCGGAAAGUACGAAACACUUCGAGUUCUCCACCUGCAGCAAACGGCUGAUUGCUGAAACAUUGAAAAGUAUGAGGUCCAGCUGCCUCGCUGAAGUAGAUGAGGCUUUUUGUGGCAAUGGUUUAAAAGAGAAAGGUGAAGCCUGCGACUGUGGUCUUCCUUCAAAUUGCAACAAGGAUUCCUGCUGCACUCCUCGCGCUGGUGGGGCUCUCGUAUUUGAAGAGGGUGCUCUCUACAAGGAGGGGUGCAGGGUUGCGCCCGCAGCCAGCUGUCACCCAUCGCAGGGUCUGUGCUGCACCGCGAACUGCCAACUUGCGAAUCUCACCGCCAGCGGUAUUAACUGCCAAAACCAAGACUCGGAGUGCACGUGUGAGGAAGGAAGUUGUUCGUGUGGUCUGGGUGGUCGCUGUCUGAAAGACAAGAGGUGUCAUGCUGCCGAAUGCGUCAAGUUGGGGCUUGAGGAGUGUUUCUGCCGAUAUGGACCCGGUGGAGUAUUGGGGGCUCAGCGAAUGUGUGGACCUUGCUGUACGGUUCGUGAUGCCAGAACCAUGACAUGUGUCGGAGCAGAAUUCGCCGCACAUGUGGCGUUGUCCACGAACUCGUUACCGGAUGAUUGGCCUUACGACGAUUAUAGAGGACCAAAUGUGACCCUUAAGCUGUGCAAUACUAAGAAGUGUGUCAAGAAAACUAUCCGAGCAUGGCCGUCAGGGGGUGUGUGCGUGCUUCACAACAGAGUGGGCAUGUGUGAUCGUGGUAUUUGUAGGAGUGUUCAAAUGUUGCCAUAUUUUCAUUUGCCCAGCAUAAGUAUGAAUCCGUAUUCGUCUCUUCGAAGCGGAGCAACGGAAAUAAAAAUGCAUUGGAUAUAUUUUAUGGCAAUUUUAAUAGCAAUGAAACAAAUAUAAAUGUUUAUUACA
Leptidea sinapis is the source of this 2108-nucleotide messenger RNA. RefSeq names its product disintegrin and metalloproteinase domain-containing protein 10-like. The transcript has 13 exons. Gene Ontology annotation, biological process: Notch signaling pathway; membrane protein ectodomain proteolysis. NCBI's taxonomy places the organism in Eukaryota, Metazoa, Arthropoda, Insecta, Lepidoptera, Pieridae. Gene Ontology annotation, molecular function: nucleic acid binding; metalloendopeptidase activity. The coding region runs from base 372 to 2096 and encodes 574 amino acids. Gene Ontology annotation, cellular component: plasma membrane. The record is from RefSeq and is a predicted model, not a curated record.